UUAUAAAAAAGGAAAAAUCUCAGACCUAUAAAAUACUCACACGAUCUCGCGCGUGAGAGAAAUAAGAGAGAGAGUGAAACAAGUUGAAAGGAGUUGAGCGGGAAUUUUGUGAAGCUUUCGAAAAUGGAGUCCGAAGAACAAGAUAAGGUUGAAAUUCAGCAAACACAACCACCACAACAAGAACAAUCCGCUACUGAAGUUCUUAGCAUCGAACUUCCUGCUCCAGAAGGAUGGAUUAAGAAGUUCAUUCCCAAGAAGGGUGGGACUGGAACUCCUCGAAGGAAUGAGAUUGUAUUUGUAGCACCAACUGGUGAAGAAAUUAAGAAUAAGAAACAGUUGGACCAAUAUUUGAAAUCCCAUCCUGGUGGCCCAUCUUCCUCAGAGUUUGACUGGAGCACAGGUGAUACUCCACGCCGUUCUGCUAGGUUAAGCACCAAAUCAAAAGCGACAGAGACCCCAGAAAGUGGUUCUUCCAGGAAAAGGCAGAGGAAAUCAAUGUCAAAGAAGGAUGAGGAGAAAGAAGAAACUGAUGAAGGUGAGUUUGCAGAAGAUCAAGCACAUGCCGGUAAGAUUGAGGAUGAUAAAUCAGAGAAUGAGAAAGAUGUCGAUAUGAAUUAUGUUCAGGAAGCUGAUUUGGCUAGAGCUUCUUGUGAUAAAAGUGAAGAGCAAGCAGGUGAAGCUGAGGAACAGAAAGAAGCUGACGCAGGAGGUGUUUCUGAUCACCAAGCUCAGCAUGCAGGUAAAUCUGAAGAAGUGCUUACUCAGGAAAAAUCUCAAGUACCAGAAGAGUCAAAGAAAGUGGAAACAGCGCAAGAAACUAUGCCCAGUAAAGAGAGAGAGAAGCCUGUAAAUGAACAAAAUAAUAGCAUGGAUGUCGAUCCAGCAGAAAAUAAAGGACUGCCUGGGGAAAAACCAGCUGAAGGUCCGGUUGUGCCUCAGUCAGACAUCUGUUUGGUAAGAGAGAACGAAGGGACCUGUGCAAUUGUAAAGGGAAUUGAGGAAUCUAAACAGGCUGUAGAGGUACCAGAGCAAAAUUUCAUAUCUGGGGUUGUGGUAGAUAGUAGUAGUGCCAAGGAGAACCAAGAUGCUGCAUUGCACACCGAGAAUAAACCCGUGAAUCCUGAAGUUACUUUACAUGAACCUGAAAAAAAGGUUGGUUUGGAAGUUGUGACAGAUGGCAAUUUUGGAGAGGAGAACGAAGGUACUACAGUGCACACUGAGAAUAAACCUGUGAAUCUCGAAGUUGCUCCAUAUGAACCUGUGAAACAGAUCGGUUUGGAAGAAGUUGGAUCUGAAGGCAAUAUUGCAAAGGAGAAUCAAGAUGCUACAAUUCAGACCGAGAAUCAGCCUGUGAAUCCUGAUGGAGCUCCGCAUGAGCCAGGUGCAGCUCAGCCAGUUAGUUGCUGAGAUGUAUCCACUUACUUUUUUUAGAUUAUGUGUUAUGUAUUCUCAUUUCAGAUUUACUUUUUCUCUGUAUUUUUGUUUGAUAGUUGGUUUAGUUAGUUUUGAUGAACAGCAGCUUUAGAUUGUUGAUUUUGUAUUGUGUAAUUGUCAGGCGCAGUUGUGGGUACAACAGCUUCAGCCUGCUAUAGAAUGUAUUGUCAUGAGUCAUGACUUAUAAUUAGGCGCUUAGACUUGUAACAUUAUACUCCCUCUAGAGAGCUGUAAUCACCUUGUUUUAAUGUCAUUUUAUUGUAGCA
Messenger RNA from Amaranthus tricolor (Joseph's coat), 1700 nucleotides. RefSeq names its product methyl-CpG-binding domain-containing protein 11-like. The record is from RefSeq and is a predicted model, not a curated record. Lineage: Eukaryota; Viridiplantae; Streptophyta; Magnoliopsida; Caryophyllales; Amaranthaceae. Bases 124 to 1407 code for a protein of 427 amino acids. Gene Ontology annotation, molecular function: DNA binding. The transcript is spliced from 3 exons.